Molecule: messenger RNA, 3132 nt
Organism: Ogataea angusta
Lineage: Eukaryota; Fungi; Ascomycota; Pichiomycetes; Pichiales; Pichiaceae
Exons: 1
Coding region: 1-3132 (1043 amino acids)
Biological process (GO): cellular hyperosmotic response; phosphorylation; phosphorelay signal transduction system
Cellular component (GO): membrane
Molecular function (GO): phosphorelay sensor kinase activity
Source: RefSeq, a predicted model, not a curated record
AUGUCCGACAUUAUAACUGUAUUGUCGGAUCCAGUGCUGUUUGGACAGUAUGGGCCACAGCUGCGCGAAGAUCUGCUCGCGCACGUGAAGAAACAGCAGGAGGAAAACUGCCGCCUUAAGACCAAGAACGAGGCAUUCCAGACCGCCUUAGGCGAGCUAGGCACGGUCCUCAACUCGGUGGCCAGGGGCGAUCUGUCGAAGAAGGUCCAGGUCCACGAGCUUGAGAGCGAUCCAGAGAUUCUGAAGGUCAAGAUCACCAUCAACACUAUGAUGGACCAGCUGCAAACGUUCGCGCACGAAGUGACGAAUCUGGCCACCGAGGUGGCUAACGGAAAACUUGGUGGCCAGGUGAAAACCCACGAGAUCCAGGCGAGUGGCGUGUGGCGUUCCCUGAUCGACAACGUGAACGCGAUGGCGCUGAAUCUCACUAACCAGGUCAGAGAGAUAUCGGAGGUGACGUCUGCUGUCGCUGCGGGAGACUUGUCGCGCAAAACCAACGUUUACGCCCAGGGAGAGAUUUUGCAGCUGCAGAACACAGUGAACAAGAUGGUGGACCAGCUGCGUAAGUUUGCUUUUGAGGUCACGCGGGUCGCCAGAGAGACAGGUGUGGAGGGCCGUCUGGGAGGACAGGCCCGGAUCGAAAACGUUUCUGGUAUCUGGCUGGAGCUGACCGACAACGUGAACGCCAUGGCUCUUAAUUUGACCACACAGGUCAGAAACAUCGCGAACGUGACGACUGCCGUUGCGAAGGGUGAUCUCUCGACCAAAGUGACGGCAGACUGUAAGGGAGAAAUUUUGGAGCUCAAGAUCACAAUUAACAAGAUGGUGGAUCGGUUGCGGACUUUCGUCGAGGAGGUCAGAACGCUCGCCACUGAGGUCGGAACGAAAGGUAUCCUGGGAGGCCAGGCCAAUGUCACCGACGUCGACGGAGCAUGGAAGGAGGUCACCGAGAAGGUCAAUGUGAUGGCCAAUAAUUUGACGAACCAGGUGAGAUCGAUUGCAACGGUGACGACUGCCGUUGCGCACGGAGACUUGUCGCAGAAGAUCAAGGUCGAGGCCCAGGGAGAGAUUCUGCAGCUGAAAAGCACGAUCAACAAGAUGGUGGACUCGUUGCAGGUUUUCGCCAAGGAGGUGACCCGUGUUGCCAAGGAUGUGGGAAUUGAUGGUAAGCUCGGUGUGCAGGCCGAGGUGAACGAUGUGGACGGGCUCUGGAAAGAGAUCACCACGAACGUGAACAUCAUGGCUGCCAACUUGACGACCCAGGUGAGAGCGUUUGCGCAGAUCACAGCAGCAGCUACCGACGGCGACUUCACGCGAUUCAUCACUGUGGAGGCGUCUGGAGAGAUGGACGCCCUGAAGACCAAGAUCAACCAGAUGGUGCUGAAUCUGAGAGAGUCGAUUCAGAGAAAUACUGCUGCCAGAGAAGCGGCCGAGCUUGCGAACCGCGCUAAAUCGGAGUUUUUGGCCAACACGUCGCACGAGAUCCGUACGCCGAUGAACGGUAUUAUCGGUAUGACGCAGUUGACGCUCGAGACGCAGCUGACGCAAUACCAGCGCGAAAUGCUCUCGAUUGUGCACAAUCUGGCCAACUCGCUGCUGACAAUUAUUGACGACAUUUUGGACAUUUCUAAGAUCGAGGCCAACAGAAUGACGAUCGAGGAGAUCGACUUUUCGCUCAGAGGCACUGUUUUCGGCGCGCUCAAGACGCUGGCCGUCAAAGCGAUCGAGAAGCAGCUCGAACUGAUCUACAAGGUGGACAACUCGUUCCCGGACAAUCUUGUUGGAGACUCGUUCAGGCUGAGGCAGGUGAUUUUGAACCUGACUGGUAAUGCCAUUAAAUUUACGAGCCGCGGAAAGGUGACCGUUAGCGUCAAGAAGACGUCGCGGGUGAUUAACAACACGGACAAGCUGCUGUUGGAGUUUUGCGUGAGCGACACCGGUAUCGGCAUUGAAAAGGACAAGCUCGGUGUGAUCUUUGAUACGUUCUGCCAGGCAGACGGCUCCACGACACGUAAGUUCGGUGGUACUGGUUUGGGACUUUCCAUUUCCAAACAGCUCAUUCAUCUGAUGGGCGGUGAGAUCUGGGUCACGUCGAAUUACGGAGAAGGCUCCAAUUUCUACUUCACCAUUCUUGUUUCGCCAGCCAAGGUGGAUCUGUCCAGACAACUGGAAAUACUCUAUCCGUUCAGAAACCACCAGGUCUUGUUUGUUGCUUGCGACCACGACGGGCAGGCCAUCGAGGAGAUCAAGGAGAACAUCAAGCUGCUCAAGCUCGAGCCGGUCGUGGUGCACGAUGUUGACGAGGUCAAGAUCAACGACCCACUCUCCUAUGACACGAUCAUCAUCGAUUCUAUAGAAACAGGCAGAAGAUUGCGGCUGCUCCCUGAAAUCAAAUACGUUCCUCUGGUUCUUCUGCAUCCAUCGAUUCCAGCGCUGAAUAUGAGAGUUUGUCUGGACCUUGGUAUCAGCUCAUAUGGAAACACGCCAUGUUCGGUCACCGACCUGGCAUCGAUCCUCAAACCUGCACUGGAGAGCCGUGCAGCACCUCCUAACAGCGAUGGCUCCGCCUCUUACAAGAUUCUGCUGGCAGAGGAUAAUCUCGUGAACCAGAAACUCGCCGUCAAGAUCUUGGAAAACCACGGCCACCGCGUCGAGGUUGUUGAGAACGGUCAAGAAGCUGUGGAAGCCGUGAAGAAAAACCACUACGACGUUAUACUGAUGGAUGUCCAGAUGCCGAUCAUGGGAGGCUUCGAGGCAACGGCCAAGAUCAGAGAAUGGGAGAAAAAGAAAUACGUGGACUCGAUGGCUUUCCGCACGCCGAUUGUGGCGCUGACCGCUCACGCGAUGCUGGGAGACCGCGAGCGCUGUUUGAAGGCACAGAUGGACGAGUACUUGUCGAAGCCUCUCAAGCCGUCGCUCCUGCUUCAGACAAUCUCCAAAUGCAUACACAACAUGAACCAGCUCAAGGAGAUUUCGAAGAAUCAGAACGCUCGCGGGUCGAAUUUUGCCAAGCACCUGAAAAACGGGUUCGUCAAGACCGACAUCCACCACAAAAACGGCUCAGAGCCCGUGCAGGGCGAACAGAAGAUCAGAGAGCUUUCAGAAGAGGAGAUUGACGCUGCCAUGUCAUAG